CCGGGGUCGGCAAAGGGCGGAGUCGCCGGAGCUCCUGUGCCGCUGGGCGGGCCCGUCUCUCGAGGACCGGUCCGCCCCGUUUCCCCAGCCAAAGGCCGCCCGAGAAAAGGAUCCCGAUGGCCGGCGAGGAAGGAGGCAGCUCGGGCUCGUCUCCGGCGGCGGAGCCCAGUCCCGGCGGCGGAGAGGCUGGCGCGGCUGGCGGAGAGGGCGCUGGAGGCGGCGGCGGCGCUGCCUACGACGGCAAGUGCGUUUUCUGCCGGAUCACGCACGGAGAGGAGGCGGGCACGGAGCUGCUGCCUUGCGAGGUGAGUCGGGCGGGUGCUUCACAUCCUCACGUCCAAAGGCUGCAGCCGAGCCGCGAAGUAGAGCUCAGGCUCGGGCUGGAGGCUCAUCCUGUGCUAGGGGUGGGCGAAUGGACUCCAACUCCCAUCAGCCCCUGCCAGCGUGGCCAGUAGCCAGGGACGAUGGGAGUUGUAGUCCGACAACAGCUGCAAGGCCGCUUGCUCGCCCCCGCCUUCCCUUCAAAUUCUAGCCCCGCUCAGCCCGCUUCCCACGGUGGGCAACCAACCCCCCGUUUUCCCUUGCAGGGCAUGGAAGCGAGGAGCCCCCACUCGCUCCUUGCCCUCCUCUUUCUUGGCAACUGCCACUGGAGCUGGAGGUUCCAUUGAGGUUUUAUGGCUAAUAGUCAUUGAUAGACUUAGGUGAGAAACCUUUAAAGCCGGUGUCCAUCACCAGGUCUUGCGUACUUACUCUUUGAUUAAAAAUAAAAGAGUUAUGGAUUUGAAGCUUUUAAGGUUGCACCAUUGCUGGUGCUGUUUGUUCUAUGGGUUUUAGGCUGUUCCUCAUUUUAUAGUGUGCUAGGUUUUAUGGCUGCAUGAUUUCUCUUGGGAAACUGCCCAGGAAGACUUUUCUGCAAAAGCUUAUUAAAUACACAAAUAAAUAAACUGGGAUAGUGAAAAGAAGCUUGGCCUCUGGUUUUCAGCCCCAGCCCACAUUCAAUUGUGGAUUUAUUCUUACUGUUUGCACACCACUUCUCAUCAUAAAUACCAGGAUCAGUAACCUUAAGAUAACAUGAAUUAUUGUUUAUAUAAUGACAUCAAUAGAAUAUAUGUGCUUCUUAAGCAAAAAGAGCGUUCUAACCCCCAAUGUGCUAGAAAUUUGCGGGUGAAAACAUGAUUCAUUUAUCUCAGUCCUUUAAGUGCUAACCCACUUCUGCUUCUCUCCCAUUACCUCAUCCUUUCACCCUUUGCUUUUCACACAUCAUCCUAAUUGUGUUUCCCUCAUACAUACAUCUCCUGUUGCAGCUAUAUGCUAGUCAGGUUCCCCUCCCCCCAACUUUUCUCCCUGCCUACUUAACCAGGGUUAAUGGAGAGUGGCAUUUUAUGGAAAGAAAAAUAAAUGUGUGGGAUUGGCUGAUACUGCUGGAACAUGGCUCUGAUGGGACUAAAAAUGUUGUUAGGUGUUGCUGCAUGGUUUACAAAUAUUGGCCUACAAAGUGGUCUAACAAAUGAGGGCUCCAGUGUUACUUAAGUUAUAUCCAUCAGUCUGUAUGAGAACUCAUUAAUAUUACAUAGGUGUCAAAAAUUGGGGAUUGGGACAAAUGUUCUUUGUAUGCUUAAGGAGAUGAUACGUCUGAAUGCUUCUACUGUUAUCCCAUAGUUCAGACUGAUCAUCUGAAAGGCUGAAGCCACUUGCACAGUUAAUAUUGUCGGUUGGUACUAGCUUGCUAGCUUUACUUACUGACAUGCAUGGCUAUCUCAGAUGGGUACCUGCAAAACUGUUUCUUACACGACCUGCUAUUAUCAAGCUUUUCUUCUCUUCAUUUUUUAGCAUGAAGACUUGGUGUGCUUCAGAGAUAUCAGGCCUGGAGCUCCCCAUCAUUAUUUAGUGGUGCCAAAAAACCAUAUAGGAAAUUGCAAGACUCUAAAGAGUGAGCAUAUACCAUUAGGUAAGUCUGGACCGAGCACUCAGAAUACUGGAGCUGAAAGUAAAUGAAUAAAACAUAACAACAACAGUGCGUUAUUGUUGAAUGCAAUUAGCUGCAAAACAAGGGUCUAUAUAAUUAGCAGUUAGAACGGAUCUCAACAACUGGAGCCCUUGGAUCCCAUCUGUACUGCAAGUAAUAAUAAUAAUUUAUUAUUUAUACCCUGCCCAUCUGGCUGGGUUUCCCAGCACACACAUACACCCGCCCCACCCUGUUGCUUACCAAGAGGUAGAAGGCAGUAGCUGUGGCAACUUGCUAGCAGUCACUUUGGGGGAUUGACAAGGAGACAUGUCCGCCAUCUUCCAUCCUAUUUUCAAAGUGUCUCUUCCACGAAACUACUUCUAGGGUGGCCACCGACACAGCAUUGGACUGGAUCCUGUCAGAUAUGGGUCUUAACCAGAGUUUCUGUCAUAGAUUCUCUGGGUAGCCUUGACCCACCCAUGUGCCAUUUCAACUCUGUUUGAUGUCCCACUCCCUGAUGACUCCUGACUGAUACCCUGUACCACCCACCCACACCUAUUGCUGUGGGGAUUUCACAGGACACGGACCACCCACAUUUAAGCCUUGCAGGGUAUAAAAUGACCGUGUGUGGUUUUUAAUGGAAGCUGAGAUCUUUUUUGGAUGCUAAGUUCUGUCUGAAUGCUUACUCAGCUUGCAUGGUUUGGCACCAGGGAUCCAGCAUAUUUGCAGCUACGCUUGGAUUGAACUUAAUCUGGGAGCCAUUACUCUUCCUUACAUGCCAGCAGCAUACGGCUAUGUGGAGCCGAAGACUUCCGUUUCCCCCCAUGAAUAUGUUCUUACAGUUUUCUUGGUAUAAGCAAAUCCUAGGCAUAGUAUAUUGGAAUUAGUCAGAAAGGAUGCCUGAAGACUGGCUGUCCAUCACACUUGCUGUGUGUUGCAUAGCACCAGUAGUGAACCAAGUAGUGUACAAAACACAGAAAAUUGCCCAGUCCUUAAACCUGCAUUGGGCAAAUUUGUGGGGAACAGUCUUCAUUGUCAGUCAGGUUAGACCUGGGUAGAAAAGCAAGCAAAGGUGAAGUUUGAGAAGGGAAAGAGGAGCUGCUUCAACUUGCAUACAACAUGUUGUGGGUAUUUUCACCAUAUGGUUAUCUGCCCUUUACAGAUCCCUUGUGGUUCAGCCUGCUUUGGCCUAUGUUUUUGUAGGUUACAUUAUCACUAAGAAUAAAUGUUAAAAUUUGUACAUAAUAAUAUGUAUGCUUAUUUAUAGUUAAAAAGAGAGGGCCAUUAUUAAGUUAGCCAGGCUUACUUUGGAAUAAAUUCUACUGAAAUCAACAGAGUUUGCAUUAGUUUCAGUUUAGGACUAAGCUGGUAAGACUACAAUGCAUCGGAAAUCUAAUGAGCUUUAAAUCUGAUUUUAUUAUUUUCUCCCCGAUCUGACAGUGGAAAGAAUGAUGGCAGUUGGAAAGACUGUCCUUCAGCGGAAUAAAUUUAAUGACUUGAAUGAUAUAAGGUAUGUUUCCAGAAAGGGAAGUGUAUGGUAAUGUUCGUUAUAAUAGAGUUGCAUAAUACAUAAGGAAAGUGCAUGUAAUUUGGUUAUGUAGUAUGAAAUAAUAGCUGGAGGUCUUAGAAUUUUGUAUUAGUGUGAUGCACACACCUGCUUACUGUUUUAAGUCCUUAAGAGCUUUCACAUGCUUCAUUCAAAAAAACACUAAGUAGCUGAUAACUGAUUCUUUUUCUCCUGUUUCUCAAGGAUGGGUUUUCACUGGCCUCCGUUCUGCUCAAUAGCCCAUUUACAUCUUCAUGUCCUAGCUCCAGCUAGUCAGUUGGGAUUCUUGUCCCGAAUGGUUUACAGAAUCAAUUCGUACUGGUUUAUAACAGUAAGUAUUCCAGUUAGUUUGGUGAUCCCCAUUUCCCUUCCGCUGCAAAGAAAGAACUGGACAUCACCAGUGCAAAACUUUGAGGUUCCCCUUUCUACUUCUUGUGCCAGUGAAUUCUAAGAUGUUACCAUUUUGCAGUCAAAAGGCAUUGAGGUGCUGCCAUUAUUAUAAUAAUAAUUCUUAUUAUUCCAUUUCCAAGGCACUGUGCCUGACCCCCGACUACCCCUUUUGAAAAACUUGCACUGUUUCUCCUCUUUUUUAACUCUCAGCCUUACUGUUUACUGUCUGAUAUUGAAUUAAGUCAGUUUGAAAUAGUCCUGUCAACGUAUUAAUAACUGUUAAUGAUGUCUAGAUUUUAACUAACUUCAUUUAAAGUGUUAGAAGCCAUCUUUCAUAUUUUCUUCAUUGUAAUAGAAGACACCACAGGAAAAUGGUCUUGAAAGGACCCUUUGUAGAUGAUGCUUCGCACCCGCCCCCCCUUCUAAAAUGGCCUUCCUGAAAGUUGUUACCACAGAUGCUUUGGCAUCUAGGCUGGCAGUGAGGGAAUGGUACUGCUGCUCAGUGGUUUCUAUUACUUAUCUCCCCUGUUUCAAGGGGGCAGCAAAUAAUCUCUGGGAAAUAUUAACAUGCAACAUAAACAUGUCUUUAACAGGCCGAGCAGCUCUUGGAACGGCUGAAGGCUGAAAGUGCUACUAUCUGAAAAGCACUUGUUCCAGAUCACGCAUCUCUGUGAACUGUGACCACUGAUUAUAGGGUUGGAUGUAAUUGUUAAUAUGCCAGGUGUGUGAAAAAUGGCACUUGAAUCUGCUGCUAUACAAUGGUUGAACUCAUCGUUAAAGAACGUUGUACAAUACAUGUCUCAGGCAAAUACCUGAAAAAACUGAGCACUUUCGAGAACAUCCAUAUCUACCAAUCGGAAAGUAAAAAUACCUAUCCUUCUCUGAAAGAAAAUACUGAUCUUGUAAAAAAAAAAAGAUAUAAUUAAAGUUUAAUAUAUUCCUCUGGGUUUGACUGUUCUUUGUCUAAACAAUGCAAGAGGUUUGUGCCUAUACAACACAUUAGUGACAUUUUUGGCAUUGCAAUGCUAGUGAUAGCUAUGAUGUCUUGGUGCUAAAUCACUCAUCGCACACAUGUACAUGACUGUAUGCACAGCAAGAGCUCUUAACAAGCCAUUGUGACCAGAGUAUGUCUUCCAUCUGUACUUAUAACGUGAGACAUCACACCAUUAGUAUGUUGGUCUAGGAUAAGAUUGUUUGAAUGUGGACCACUGUAAACAAUUGUAACCAGUUAAAUGCAUGUAAUUAAGAAUAGCUAGAAGGGGAAUUGCAGUACAAGUUUACAUAGAGCAAUGGUUUCUUUUUACUUUGUUACUAGUGAAAGGUAUCCGAUGUACGAAGUAUAAGAGGCUUAUGCUGAAACUAAACCUGUAACCAUAACUAUAGCUUUGGAUAUUUGGGAAAUCUUAAGCAUGUUGGGAGGCAUUGCCUACUGUGGGAAACUACCACUAUGCAGACAGACCUUGGAAUGGUUAUUUAUUAGUAUUUAUACAAUAGUUAAGUACCCAGAACAUCUUACAACAAAGAGUUUGUUAGUAUGUGAAUUCAUGAAUGUCGCCUGGUUCUGUUUUCUUUAAAAUCAAACAUAAAACACUAAACCCAUUCAUAAGGGUAGAUUAUCCAAAUUUGACUACCUAAAGCCUUCAUCCAAGUGCUCAUCAGUAGAGGCAUCAGACUUCUAUAGCAUACUGCUUGUCCACUUUACAUGGCCACAACAUUAGCUAAGUUGUCUCUUCCAACAAAAAUUAUCUUGUUCGUAGUCUACCUCCACAGCCUUAAUGUCAAGACUGCAGAUGCUUUUAAGACUUGGCAUGAAAUGGCUUCUAGAGCACAAUUUCAAAUCUAAUUGGAUUUCUUACUGAAAAAUUAACUUGAACAAGCACUUGCUGAAAUUGUGCAUUCUGGUACCUACUGCAUUACUAAAGCAACAUCCAAUUAUUUAGCACAGUUUUACAUCGUAGUGUUCAAAGUAUGCCAAAAUACAAUAACCCUUUAUGUUCCUGUAUGGCUUUAGCAUUUUAAUCCUCGUAUUUGUUGGCAUGUAUUCGUUUUGAUACUUGAGUCUGGAUUCUAACUACUGUUGGUUAAAAUAAUCAACAAAUGUCUUCCUUUAGUGGAGUAGUAGUUGUAUUUAUACCAUGUUGAAAUGUGUUAUGUAUGAAAAGCAGUUGUGAUUGUGAGUUUAUGUACCAUUGGAAACAUAACAGCAACCUUAAUACUGUUUGAAAAAGAAGCUAAUAAAAAUCAACGUGUAGAGAUGAACCUCUUGAAUGUUAUUGUAUCUGAAUUUGAGAAUAUUGUUUGUGAACUGGUACCUUUAUAUUUCAACAUCUCAGGAACUCUAUGUAUGAUAAGCCUGCCAUCUAGUCAAACAACAUAAAGUUAGUUAUAAUCUGAAAA
Messenger RNA from Podarcis lilfordi (Lilford's wall lizard), 6278 nucleotides. Lineage: Eukaryota; Metazoa; Chordata; Lepidosauria; Squamata; Lacertidae. The record is from the annotation of a GenBank genome assembly.